GUGUUCACAAGUGACUCGCAAAUAUCGAGAAUGAGGGUCGCUAGACUACAGGCCAGCAUCGCCAGCUUGCUGCUGCUCUGUUUCGUGAUGGGAACAGCAACAGCGUAUCCCAGUGCCGAGGGACCCAGCCAGUGGUUAAUGGAACAGGCCAGGGCGCUGCAAAUCGAUGACGUGACUAUGGGAGAGCUGUGGCGCACUAAGCAGCCGGUGGUUAUCACUAAGCCGGACGCUGAGGGUCAGAUGUUCUCAGUGACCUACGAGCUGUCGGCGGACGGAACGAGCAUCUCGCGAACUACAACGAGGGACACUCGCCCGGCAAGACUGGAGGCGAAUGUAGACGCGGCUAAGCCCAAUGAGGACUGGGAGCUACUACCCAAUCGACUGAGCCAACAGUUUAGCCCGAAUCUUGGCACGGACUUCGGAUUUUCAUUGAGCAAUGGCUUUGGCAGCACCUUCGGCAGCUUCGGAAGCUCGAACGGUUUUCCCCAGUGGCCAGCUCAUUGGCCAUCAUUCAAUUUGCCACCCGGGGUAACGCCACGCACCACCACCAAGACCGAGACGGAUGAUCAAGGACGGACCGUCACGAGUGUGUCCAGCUUCUACAGCGGCCCGCUGAAUCCGGGAACUAAUCUAUUCGAGUCGCAGUUUCCAAAUUCAGCAGCACCCAGGCCCGCCGUUCCUGCUUCUCUCCCAGUCCUGCCCCACCAACACUUCCCGGGACAAGCACCGCCACCCAAUCCCAAUCGGCCUUCAUUGGGCUUUCCCCUUCCUGCAAUGCCUAGUCCCCGUUCGACUACACCUCUACCCGCACUGGCUCCUAGCUUCGGGCUGGACAUGUUAACGACCACGCCUCUUCCACCUCUCGACGACUUUUUGCAGCAGAGGACGACCCCCAGAAUAGAUGGGAAUACAGAUGAGAGCAUUCCGCCUCCAUUGCCCACCAGACGACCAACGGCGAAUGCUCCACAAGAAGGGGACAAGUCGAUCGAGGACUACCUAUCGAAGGUGAAUCUCAGCCCGUCGGAUAUAUUAGCCCAGAAUGGAGAAGUGGUCAAGACCAUUGUGGAUAAGGAUGGACGCGUCCUGAGUGCCAGAUUUGUCCUUAGCACUGUCAGAGAGGAGGAGCAAAUCCGCCAGGAGCCUCAGCCCACCAAGUGACCUAAUUUUGAGACCGAUUAACUUAAUGAGAAGUAUGUCUUCGCGGAAAUACAUUGAGCAUAAAUUAAUAAAUAAUAAUACAAAUGAAA
Drosophila persimilis is the source of this 1247-nucleotide messenger RNA. Its product is annotated as WAS/WASL-interacting protein family member 3. Bases 31 to 1158 code for a protein of 375 amino acids. The transcript is spliced from 2 exons. The record is from RefSeq and is a predicted model, not a curated record. Lineage: Eukaryota; Metazoa; Arthropoda; Insecta; Diptera; Drosophilidae.